This is a messenger RNA of Brienomyrus brachyistius, 3085 nucleotides long. RefSeq names its product transmembrane protein 119-like. Gene Ontology annotation, cellular component: plasma membrane. The record is from RefSeq and is a predicted model, not a curated record. Gene Ontology annotation, biological process: positive regulation of osteoblast differentiation; ossification; positive regulation of osteoblast proliferation. NCBI's taxonomy places the organism in Eukaryota, Metazoa, Chordata, Actinopteri, Osteoglossiformes, Mormyridae. The coding region runs from base 1368 to 2258 and encodes 296 amino acids. The transcript has 2 exons.
CCACAAAACCCACGUUAACCCUGAACAGAAAAUCUUAAAGCUUAUAAAAAUAGCACACAAUCCCAACUAACUACUGUGAUACCUGGUGUUUCCAAAUGCAGCUACAAACAGCUGGGUAGGUUUUAUUCAAAGAUCAAUUCAUACUGUUCAGCUCCACUGAGCGCGUCACGCGUCAAAUGCAUCAGCAAUGAGACACAGACACCUCAGCAGGAGCCACGGACUUCCAAAGAAGCCCCCGUUCUUCAAUCACGGCGGAAUCUUGAGUGUGAUGUCAUUCUGGUCAGGUAGUGCCUUAGUAUUUUGUAUGAUGUCUCUGGUCUCCCGGCUUUAAUUUCUACUAAUAUUUUUAUCACAGUGUUAUUAACUGCUACUUCAAUCCACUACACUCUUUUGGUGUCUGAUGGGAAAGGCACCAUAUAAGAAAUAUUUGAAAAAUUUCUUGGGUACGCGUGUCGUGUUUGUUGUACUUUGUUUAUCCUGGCAGACAUUAAUGUCCCGGUGCGAUGGAGCCUCUCUUUCCUGUCCUGUUCGGCGUGAAAUCUGACCUUGUCCUCUUGACCCUGGCCCAGCCUUAAAUCCAUCGUCAGCUUCUUCGGUGAUGUCUUCAUGAAUGGCGGUGGAUUGACUUAGGUGCCCUGGCUGACUCCGGUAUCAUUCCGGAGCGCGGUACCCCGAUGAGUUGAAGUUGUUCUGGGCGUCCUAGGGCUCUUUUGCAGGCUGUACUGGAUACCACUGACUGGUGGAGUAGGAGGUUAAAGAACAUGCGCAUGGUGUAGUGAUCCCUGUGUUUGCUGUAGAUAAAUGCAGGAAUGAGCAUCAUUAUGCAGACCUACUUACCUCUCUAUGUGUCUAUACCUCACUGUGCUGUCUGUCUGUAAAAUAUCAGACAUCUAUCUAUCUAUCUAUCUAUCUAUCUAUCUAUCUAUCUAUCUAUCUAUCUAUCUAUCUAUCUAUCUAUCUAUCUAUCUAUCUAUCUAUCUAUCUAUCUAUCUAUCUAUCUAUCUAUCUAUCUAUCUAUCUAUCUAUCUAUCUAUCUAUCUAUCUAUCUAUCCAAUCAUUGCUGUGUUUCUAAGUGUGUCUGACACUGCUCACGUCGACUGUGAUCAUACUGCCAUCCCAUUGCUCAUCCUUCUCGCCUGGGUGUGGUCCUGGUCAGAGCCCGUUGGUUACGUCCGUGUGCGCCGGUGUCCGAGGGGGUGGUCACGUCGGUUAUCAGUGCAGUCCCACUCUGUGCCGAUGCAGACUGUGCAGCUGGCUUGUGAAACAGUAGCUGUGUGGAAGCGAGAGAACCUGGACUUCCUCCUCAUCCCAGACAAUAAAUUCUAUUGUCAUUCGCGGGGGAGAACGGCACGGUUUCCUGGAGUACCAUGGAGCACUCCCUGACUCUUCACCUAGCCAUCGUCAGCCUUGUUCUUCUGAAUGAGGGUGGAGGAACCCCCUCUCUCCACAUUAACAUGUCUUCUGAGGGGAGCGGGGAGGCGGAGUCAGAGGGGCUAACCACCACCGUGUAUUUUGCUCCGAGCCCCGUAUACAUGUCCCCGACUGAUGAACUCUCCAGUGGAACACGUAUGGAGCCGUCUGUCCUGAGCCAGGUGGCUGGGUUCCUGCAGGAGAACCUCCUCCUCAUCGUCACAUCAGCCUCCCUUCUGGUGACGGUCAUCUUCCUCCUCUGCUGUGCUGCCGUUGUGAGCCGAAAGCGCAAAACCAGCUCCUAUUACCCAUCCUCCUUCCCUGCUCAGAAGUACGUUGACGAAAGGGAUAGUAUUGGAGGCUCCAGGACCUUCAGCGAGGUGCCAGACAGGCAGCCUGAUUCCCAGGGUGCAGAGCCUGUGGACUCUGCCAGGCAGCUCCAAGUGGACAUUAUGAAGGCUGCUAAGAAUCUGCGAAGCCCUAGCAGGAGUCCAGUGUCUGAGGUCAUGGGAAAGGUCACUGAGGCAUUACUUCCAGAGGUCAAAGGACUACCAGAGGAGUCAGCAACAGAGAUGGUAGAAAAGGAGGCUCACAUUAGGGCCCCUGUGCACGGAACAAGUGAUCUUCAGAAUGAAGAGUCCUGUCAGCGUGAAGCCCAGGAGUGUAUGUUUAAUGUUAAGAAGGAUGAAGUCCUCAAAGAAGACACCUUCAGGCAGGAAGCUGAGCAGGAUGAAGCUCCAUGUGGCCCCCAGCUGCCAGGUGUCCAUCAGGAAGUAUGUUCAGGAGAUGUGAAGGAAGCUGCGCUUCCAGAAUCACAAAUGGUCAUGGAGGAAACAGAUGUGAUUUAGUACCACAAAGGGCCUUAAAACUAUUCUGCUGAUGGUCAACAAGGGAGCCUUCUAAACUGAGGCCGAAAUGCUGGUGUUCCUCUUCGGCCUGAUCAGUCUUUUAUCUGCCAGUGAUUGUUUCUGAGAACUCUUAUCAGAACAUGUUUAUAUCUCACACCACUGACAGAUUUAGGGGUAUUUUUCAUUCUAUCUUUAAGUAUUCUUUUAGCGUUUAACCAACAGCCUAAAAUCAUGAACCGUAGGCACCAGUUGUGGAUCGAGUGAAAAACAGACUCAUUGGGAACCUUAACGAUGAACAUAUGUCUUUUGUAAACUCAGUGUUGGGCACUGCAGUCGUACAUUUAAUCAUGUCCUACAGAUGGAGAGAGGUGGUCCGCAAAGUCCUCCAAACGCCUGCUUCAGUGAAAAUAUCCACCUGCGUUCAUGGGAAUGGCAUAAAACUGUUUAAUCCACUUUAGGUAGAAUUAAAUGCUAAGCAGCUUAUUACAUAAUAACAAUAAUAAUGGCUUGAACUGAUGAGUGAUGGAAUAAGGUGAUGACUGUGCACAUUUCAGUCUUUAUAGUUAAAUGCAUUCUAAGACACUUUCAUAAACAAUUCAUAAUUCUGCAUUUGCAAAAUUAAAAUAUUGUCAUAGGGACGGUCCUAUUUUGGUCACUGAGCUCUGUAGACCUUUUUCCUGCUCGUUGUAUGUUAAUAUAAAUAUGACUUCUACGUUUUGGAGCGACAUUACCCUGAGCCCAUACAUAAGUCUUCCAAAAGCUCUGGUAACAUUGCAGGUCUGGAUCAGUCACUUUUUUGUUUAUGUAAAAUAAAUUACUAGUUAAAA